AUGGUGGUGCUGCACUUGUGCAACGCCACCGAGCACCCGGGCUUGCGCAGCUCCGAAAGCAUUAAGGCCUCUCGGAGCGUGCCAUUAUCGGCUUGUUGCACACCGGGGAACGAGCCCGCUUUGGUGGGCAACGAGGGGAGCCCCCGAGGAGCGCCCGGUGCGGGAGCCCAAGGCGGCGGAGGAGGCGACGGAAGAGCCGGGCCGGCGCGGCGGAAGGGGCGGUCCGGGCGCGGCGGCCGCAUGGGGGCCGUGUGGGGUCGGGCGGCGCGGCUCGGGCUCCCCGCGGCGCGGGCGGCGGCGGUCCCGGCGAGCGGCGGCGGGCGGCGGCUGGGCUGGCUGUGCGGCGCCGGGGCGGGCCCGCUGCUGCCGCUGGCGGCGGCGCUGCCCCGCGGGCCGGCCCGCCCGCCUCACUUCCUGCGCGCCGGGGCGGGGCGCGCGUCCUGGGGCCGCCGCGCCGAGACCGGCCCCGGCACUGGCAGCGCCAACAGCGCUGCCGCCGCGCACCUGCCCGGGGAGCAGCCGGCAGCCAUGCCCGCCGCCGAGCCCGAGCGCAGCCCCGCCGAGCCCCAGGCGCCGGCCGCCGCGGAGUCGCUGCGCCGCGGCCGCCGGAGGAAGGUCAAGGAGGAGACCCCAGGGAAGAAGGUCAAGCAGCAGGUGAAGGCGAAGCGGCGCGGUAAGGCCGAGGCCGAGCAGGCGCAGCCCGAGGAGAACGGGCUGGGGGACGGCGACUUCGAGCCCCCCGUGCCCAAGAAGACGAAAAAAGUCAAGGAGAAAAGCAACGGUUUGGUAGGAGAGAGCGACGCGUCCCAGCAGGCGGUGAAAUCUGCCCCCGCUGUGAGCGGCGGCGUGACAUCCCCGGCUGCCCGAGAGCAGGACAGCGACGCCGAGGAGCUGACAGAAGAAGCAAAAGAAGGCGCCUUCUCUAAUUUUCCUCUCUCACAAAGCACUAUCAACCUUCUCACAGCUCGAGGUAUAAAAUACCUGUUCCCUGUGCAAGUGAAGACUUUCCAGCCCAUCUAUGAUGGCAAAGAUGUAAUUGCUCAAGCUCGAACAGGAACUGGGAAAACCCUUUCCUUUGCUCUUCCACUGAUUGAAAAACUUCAGAGUGUCUCACAGGAUGGGAGAAGAGGCCGUGCACCAAAAGUGCUGGUUCUUGUUCCAACCAGGGAACUGGCCAUUCAGGUAGCCAAAGACUUCAAGAAUAUCACAAAGAAACUGUCAAUUGCUUGUUUUUAUGGAGGAACUCCAUACAAAGAACAGCUUGAUCUCCUUAAAAGUGGCAUCGAUAUUCUGGUGGGAACUCCUGGCCGGAUCCAAGACCACAUUCAGAACAGCAAGCUGGAACUUUCCAAUGUGAAGCAUGUUGUUUUGGAUGAAGUGGAUCAUAUGUUGGACAUGGGCUUUGCUGAACAAGUGGAAGAAAUCUUGGGAUCGUCCUAUAAGAAAGGCUCCGAGAACAACCCGCAGACGCUGCUGUUUUCUGCAACUUGUCCACGAUGGGUUUAUGACGUAGCAAAAAAAUACAUGAGAGAUGAGUAUGAACAGAUUGACCUGAUUGGAAAGAAGACUCAAAGGACAGCCACAACUGUGGAACACUUGGCCAUACAGUGUCGCUCAUCUCAGAGGGCAGGAGUUCUUGGGGACAUCAUCCAGGUCUACAGUGGCAGCCGUGGGCGGACCAUUGUCUUUUGUGAGACCAAAAAGGAAGCAAAUGAGUUGGCUAUGAAUGCUUCUCUCAAACAGGAUGCCCAGUCCUUGCAUGGUGACAUUCCACAGAAACAGAGAGAAAUCACAUUAAAAGGCUUCAGAAACGGUGUGUUUGAAGUGCUGAUUGCGACAAAUGUAGCUGCCCGUGGUUUGGAUAUUCCUGAGGUUGACCUUGUUAUACAGUGCUCACCACCAAAAGAUGUGGAUUCCUACAUCCACCGUUCUGGACGCACGGGCCGAGCGGGCCGGACUGGCAUCUGCAUUUGUUUGUUUCAGAGAAGAGAAGAAGAUCUUCUGAAACAAGUCGAGCACAAAGCGGGUAUUACCUUUAAGCGUGUAGGCGUUCCCUCUGCAACAGAUGUCAUUAAAGCUUCAAGUAGUGAUGCCAAAAAAUUGCUGGAGGCCGUUCCUCCCUCUGCAGUGGACUACUUCAGAAAAUCAGCUGAGGAACUGAUAGAUGAGAAGGGGGCAGUGGCUGCCCUGGCUGCAGCCCUGGCGCACAUUUCUGGGGCAGCUCACAUCCAGCAGCGCUCCCUGCUCAACUCAACAGCUGGCUUUGUGACCAUGGUGUUGAAGUGUUCAAUAGCGAUGCAUACCAUGCGCUAUGCCUGGCGGGGGCUGAAGGAGCAGCUUGGGGAGGAGGUCGAUAACAAAGUGUCUGCAAUGUGUUUCCUCAAGGGGAAGAUGGGCGUGUGCUUUGAUAUCCCUGUUGAUGAACUGAGUAAUAUACAGGAGCAGUGGAGGGACACGCGGCGCUGGCAGCUCUCGGUGGCCAGUGAGUUGCCUGAGCUGGAGGAGCAUCCCCAGGAGGGGGGACGAGGGUUCUCCAGGUUCAGGAACAGCAAGCAAGGAGACUUCAAGAGAAACAGCUGGUUCAAGAGUGGAAAUCGGGGACUUUAACGGAGCACUCGAUUGACCUCCCCUACAGAUAAUGGGACUGAGCUGAAUUUUAUGAGGCAGUAAAAGCCUGUUAGCCUCCUCUUUGUCUUAUUCUUUGAUAAAGCAGCCUGUCUUUGAGGAUGGCGAAAAAUCACGUUUGCUGAAAUGACUGGGUGUUUUGGGAGAUUUUUUUUUUUCUGCCCAGCAAAGUAGCUGCAUCUGUGACCCAGUGGGUGUGCCUAAAACUCAACCCUGCGAGGGAACAGAAUUCAUCCAAGCACGGACAGUGACCACUCCUUGCCUCCUCAGCAGCGCUAAAAAAAAUCGGGUUCUGAAAUAAAUCUUUUUCAGAAAAGCUGGA
Molecule: messenger RNA, 2947 nt
Organism: Vidua chalybeata
Lineage: Eukaryota; Metazoa; Chordata; Aves; Passeriformes; Viduidae
Product: nucleolar RNA helicase 2-like
Molecular function (GO): RNA binding; ATP binding; helicase activity
Source: RefSeq, a predicted model, not a curated record